AUGGCUCAGUCGCCUCCGCAGAGCCUCCUUAGCCACGACCACUGGAUCUUCUCCCAGGGCUGGGGCUGGGCCCACUCGGACUCCACGUCCCCGGCCUCCUCCUCGGACUCGUCGGGUUCGUGCCCCUAUGACAGCUCCCGCGGCCCCUCGCAGCCCGCACCCCCCGCCUGCAGCUCCAGCGCCGCGGAGGCCACUCCACCGGCGCCCCGACGUGCUCGGACCUGGCCGGCUGGCGGGCAGCGGCAGAGCGCCAGCGAGCGCGAGAAGCUGCGCAUGCGCACGCUCGCCCGCGCCCUGCACGAGCUGCGCCGCUUUCUGCCGCCGUCCGUGGCGCCCGCCGGCCAGAGCCUCACCAAGAUCGAGACGCUGCGCCUGGCCAUCCGCUACAUCGGCCACCUGUCGGCCGUGCUGGGCCUCAGCGAGGAGAGCCUGCAGCGCCGGCGCCGGCGGCACAGCGACGCGGCGUGCCCCCGGGGCUGCCCGCUCUGCCCCGACGGCGGCCCCGCGCAGGCGCAGACGCAGGUGCAGGUGCAGGUGCGCGGCCCGGGCCUGGGCUCAGCCGCCCACGCCGGGGCGUCCUGGGGGUCCCCGCCCGCCUGCCCUGGACCCGGAGUCGCGCCCGAGCACCUGGGGAGCGGGUUCCCGGACACACAUCCCUGGGUGACGCCCCCUUACUGCCCCAAGAUGCAGUCUCCCCCGCAUCCGUCCCAAGGGAGAACCCCUGACGAGUCUCUUUGGAUACCACUCCAAGCCUUUCCCAGGACGCAGACAUCCCCAGAGCCCGGGAACCCGGCAGUGCCCUGGACGACGCCCCCGGGGUCCGUGGAGCUGGCUGCAGUAUACCAGAAUAUCUCUAUGUCUCCAGAGUCCCGUCUGUCGCUGGAAACCCCACCCCUCCUGCCCCGCCCAUCAUGCCAAAGACUCCAGCCUCAGACCCAGUGGGGAUGCUGGAGCCACAAUGCAGAGGUGCUUCCCGGCUCAGAGGACCAGGGACCAGGCCCUGCCUUCCAGCUCAGUGAAGAAAGCCCUCCCCAGAGCUCAGGCCUGCGGCUCAGUGGCUGCCCUGAACUUUGGCCAGAAGACCUGGAGGGGGCCCACCUGGGUGUCUUCUACUAA
This is a messenger RNA of Propithecus coquereli (Coquerel's sifaka), 1116 nucleotides long. It is a transcript of the gene MESP2, whose product is annotated as mesoderm posterior basic helix-loop-helix transcription factor 2. Gene Ontology annotation, biological process: mesoderm formation; regulation of transcription by RNA polymerase II; somite rostral/caudal axis specification. Gene Ontology annotation, cellular component: nucleus. Gene Ontology annotation, molecular function: protein dimerization activity; RNA polymerase II cis-regulatory region sequence-specific DNA binding; DNA-binding transcription factor activity, RNA polymerase II-specific. Bases 1 to 1116 code for a protein of 371 amino acids. The transcript is spliced from 2 exons. The record is from RefSeq and is a predicted model, not a curated record. Lineage: Eukaryota; Metazoa; Chordata; Mammalia; Primates; Indriidae.